Molecule: messenger RNA, 1062 nt
Organism: Charadrius vociferus (killdeer)
Lineage: Eukaryota; Metazoa; Chordata; Aves; Charadriiformes; Charadriidae
Gene: SKAP1
Product: src kinase associated phosphoprotein 1
Exons: 12
Coding region: 1-1062 (353 amino acids)
Cellular component (GO): plasma membrane; cytoplasm
Molecular function (GO): protein binding
Source: RefSeq, a predicted model, not a curated record
AUGAUCCCAGAGGAGAUUCAGAGACUCCUGGAAGAUGCUGAAUUUUACCUGGCGGAUGGACUGCAGAAUGAAAACUUGAGUGCGAAAGCAAGGGAGCAGAGGGAUGCAAUUCUCUUUGGCUUCCAGCAAGUCAAAGCCAGAUAUUUCUGGGAUCAGCAUGAUGCUGGCUAUGGACAGGACAGUUCUGAUGAAAAUCAGAGCUGGAGUUUGGCCCCUUCCAUGACAUCUGACGCUUCGUUUCCAUCAGACUUCCAGGAUGAUGGAUUGGAAGAAAUGACACCGAAGCCUGUUCAAGACACCGGGAACAUUUUGAAGCAAGGGUAUCUGGAGAAGAGGUCCCGAGAGCACAGCUUUUUUGGGUCAGAGUGGCAGAAGCGGUGGUGUGUCCUCAACAGAAGGACCUUUUACUACUAUGCCAAUGAGAAAAGCAAGCAACCUAAAGGCAACUUCUCCAUUGAGCACUAUAGUGCCCGCCUGGCUUCCCAUCUGCGUAAAGACUCUCGAAAAAGAUGCUGUUUCAAGUUAACCUGCCCUGGCAAACGCACCUAUGAGUUCACAGCCCCGAGCCCAGCAGAGGCCGAAGACUGGGUGGAUCAGAUCCAGUUCCUCCUGAAAGACCUGAGCUCCCUCACUAUCCCAUUUGAUGAAGAGGACGAAGAAGACCUCUACAAUGACGUGGACAGUUCUGACUCUGUGAACACAACAUCCCACAAUACUACCCUGAAUCAAGAUGAGUCAAACGUUGAGAUGGAAGAGGACGAUGACAUCUAUGAGGUUUUGCCAGAUGAGGAGCUGGACCCCCCCUUCCCAGAGGACAGCGAGGACGCCGGGAGCAGACAGAGAAGCGGAGGUCCCCGGCGAGAUUAUGCCAAUUACUACCAAGGCAUGUGGGACUGCAGCAGCGAGCAUCCCGACGAGCUCUCCUUCCGCCGUGGGGACCUCAUCUACAUCCUCAGUAAGGAGUACAACAUGUACGGCUGGUGGGUCGGAGAGCUCGACAACGUGGUCGGCAUCGUCCCGAAGGAUUACCUGGUGGCUGCCUAUGACCUGGAGGAGCGAUGA